AUGACGUCCUCGACGCCGCCUCUCUCUCUCUUAUGGCAGCGUCGAAAGACCCCGUCGUGCUCGACGUCCAGGCCGCCCAAUCACCCCAACCCCCGCCGCUUUAUGGACGGCAACCCGUGCCCCAGCCCCUUUUCUACCACCACCAGCACCACCAGUAGUAACCCUAACAGUACCCCCUCUCUUGACCCAAGGUCCGUCUCUACUCUAGGUCUGACCAUGCGGACGGCUCGCAAGCGCUUGCUCCAGACCAUCUCACGCAAGAUCCAAGAGAAAGAGGACUCGUGUAACCCCACGACGGAGUUCCGGGACCCAUUCUUGCUGCUUCUGGCGCUAUGUGCGUCCUUCCGAGUUGCGGACGCCAUCCGACGCGUUGCGGGAGAGGAGGACGGAGACGCUCGAGGCUUGACGGCCGUGGCUGAAGCCGCGUUCCUCGUAGCUGCUGCUGGAGGCAACGUCCUUUUGAACCUGAUGCAGACGCGUCGUCACCACGCCGAGAUGGCCGAACGCGUCCGAGUGGCAGUGCAGCAGAUGGUCCGAGGUCGGGACCAGGGGAAGGAGCCAGUGGAGCAAACACAUGGUGAGUCGCGGGCCUCUUGGCUCGAGACUGAACCUGAGCCGACGGUUCUCUUGCCGUCUCAUAGCUACAUUGCUGUCUAUCGAGACAAUCAGUGGCAGCGGCUGCCGAUGAAUUUGCUGGUCGAGGGAGACGUUGUGGGGUUAAUGAGUGGAGAUAUUGUACCGGGGGAAGUUCGGUCCGUGGAAUUAAGUGCAAAUGAAGAGCAGCAAGUGUACCCGAGAGGGUGUAAACUACCGCCGUGGACCCGGAGACAUGCUAAAGACGCGACAAGGUGCACGGCUACGUUUGAUCCGCCAUUGCUGCUCGAGCUGUGCGGUGAGAUGCGGAUUUUUGAAAUGAGGGAGACGCCUGUUGUGCGAGACAUUGACGAUGCUCUGUUUCGGAUCAGCAGGCCCGUGACGCCGACUCAAAAGCUACAGGCACAUGCAAGACUUGUGGCCGUACGUAUUUGCAUGUGGUACUCCGUGUUGCUGCUUGUUGCAAUUGGACUGCGUGCAGUCAUGCAGCAUCGGUCUCUCGAAACCGCUCUCACGCACAUUCUCCAGGGGCCGAUGGGUAUCUGGCUCUGUUUUGCUUCACUCAACACACCGCUGGUUCUGUUUGUUGCUGAAGCGGCUGCCACAGCUUCCAUUUUGGGCUCAUUCGAUGACAUCUUGGUUCCAAAAGAAUCUACGAAACAAAAAGUGUCAACGAAAGAUAGAGACAGUACUGUUGACGGUUUUGCUGAGAAGCAGGGCCGUGUACACGCAACGACACCAGACGUGAACAACGAAACUUCGAAGGCAGCCAAGAACAAGGGAAGAUCUAGCGCGUAUACUUCGCGCGUUGACAGUGCGACGGCAUCGAUUUUGAAAGCGACAGCACUAGUACAACCUGAUAUCUACGAUGUCGAUGACCGGGAAAAACUGCGUUCAGCAAAGGCUGAAAAGCAAUCUGCCGUGACACGAUCGCUUCAAUACUUUCUAGUCGUACUUCGAUUUCGUGUAAUGCGAUGCGACCUCGCUCAUGUGUCCGAUCGGCGACACCUACCGGUGCCUUUUCGUUCUUUCCGGUUACUUGAACGGUUGGGAAACAUCACGAUGUUGUGCUGCUUUGACGACGAUAUUCUAUGCGAGCAAACACCAUCAGUGGAAGAAAUUUUUCUGCUCAACGACAAACAGAACAACAAUUCAAUAGUUUUGGAUCUGCAUGCUGAGCGCCAUUGUGAUACAGGACUAAAAUUUGAGGACCCAAGAUGGAAGCAGCACUUACCGUCGCUUAAGCCCAUUGGAUUAGCAAUCAUGGUGAAUGAUGAUGAACACCCAGCCCGACACUACGACGAAAACAUGCGUUAUCUCGCAAAUGAGGGGCUAUGUCCGGUUGAUGAUGAUGACGACUCACGGAAUCCGUCUUUGCAAAGCUGUAUGCAACGUCUUUCGGCUCAUAUUCGGAUGCUGCCAUUUCCAAAGCAUUUGCUGAACCUCUCCCGUGAAAUGGGCUUUUGUGUCGCUGAGGAUUUGACGAUGUUUCGAAGACGCCAAUCCAUUCAUAUCAUCUGCCCUCGCCUCGCGCAUCAUGAACACACGAACGACCACCACGACCAGGGCCAGGAAGAUACGCGAUAUCGGGGCAAUCUGAAGUCGCAUCUCUAUUCCACAGUCAUUCUCGACAGGCGUUCACAACGCCAUCAACUACUAUCACGUGGUCAUCCAACUGUUGUGCUUGCUCAUUGCAGUGAAUACUGGGACGGUAAGUCUAUUUGUCCACUGACAAGCGAGAAACAACGUGCCAUUCUUGAUAUGUAUAAUCAGUGGCGCGUCGAAGACCUGGAUUGUGUCGCUUUCUCGUAUGUUCCCGUCCCACACAAGCUCAAUAAUCUCUUUGACCGAGCUGGGUCCAGCAGCAACGCAUCUAGCGAAUGCUCGACUCCCAGUCCACCGAAUAGAUUGGAGGGUAAAUUGCCACCCGUGUAUCUUGUAGACGACAGUACGACAAGCGGGUUAAUCUCUCCGCACUCACCCGCGCGACGAGGCAGUUUAUCUUUUUCCAGUAACAUGGGUGAAGAUCGAGGGUGUGGACACGAAUGCAGACGCCAGAGGCAUUCUAUUAAUCCAGUGUCACCACUAGCUUCGCCGAACUCGACUGACGACACGCCCCAGAUUAUCCAGGAGCCGGUGCCCAGUAAGCGAACAGCUAAGCCAAUGGAAGCUCCGUCAGGUGGGCAAGUAACACCUGUCAGACGACGGGUUUUGACGUUCAGUGACUUUGAGUCGUCGGCGGGACCACAGCCAUCCGAAACGAGCUCUGUAGAGAAAGAGUCCAUGCUCUGGCGCAUUCAAGAUAAUCAGAUCUUCUUGGGCAUGGUUGCAACAGGAGUCCAACCAAAACAACAUACUCCUGACUUCAUUGAAGACUUGAAUGCGUGCGGUAUUCGCUUUGUGUACUUCUCUCCCCGCAACAUGCGUAGAAGCAAACUGCUUGCCGAGAAGAUGGGCAUCGAGACAGACUGGAAUUGUGCCAUUUCGCUGCGCUCUCUUGACAGUGACGACCCCGAUCCUCACCGCAUGACUUCAAAUUACUCAGACUGGGACGUGAAAGCUCGCUUGCCGCACGGCGUUGAAGCUAUUAAACGGCACAUUGCUGAAGUGGAUAACGUGCCGUUGCUGGUAUCGCUUUAUACGGACAGCACACCAGAAACGAUCAGCGAAAUGAUUUCCGUUUUCCAAGAAAAUCAGGAAGUGGUAAUGGGUGUUGGCUCGUCCCUAAAGGAGAGCAAUGCACCACUAUUUUCGAAAGCAGAUUUGGCGGUGGCAUUUCAGGGCGGAGUACAAGCAUUCUUCGAUAAGCCAAUUCCAUGUGGAAAAGAGCUUUCCGUACUUUCCAAUGAGGACAUUCAGUUCAGCCACAUUCUCAACUCACUGGCGUGCGCCUUCCGGUUGACAAGUACCCCAGAUGACGCAGAAAAUCACGACGAGAGAAGUGCAAAUGUUAUCGACAGCAUGGAUAAUGCCACUAGAGGUGGAACAGCCAGUGUGGCACAUUUGAUCGAACUCAUCCGACUUGGCCGACGCAUGCUUACGAAUUAUUACCAGAUGAACACAUUUAUCUUCGUAUCGCAGCUUUUCAUCGCCACGAUCAUCCUCGCCUCCUAUGCUUUACCCUUCCCGUACAUACCGCAGCUGAGCUGCUCCUCAAUUUUUUGGCUGCUAUGGAUUUUGGUGCCAGUGCUCAGUCUCUCAAUGCUUGCAUCAGCAUGUGAGAAAGACGUCAUGAAAAAGACACCGCGCAAGAAUGAAGAGAUUGAUAUGGAAGAAGAUCUGUCACGACUGAUUGCUUACUUCUUCGUACGUCAUGUGCCGUCCGUAUUGCUAUCGAUUGCUGUGUUUGAGUGCUUGCUCGGCUUCUCCCUUCAGGCAUCGCACAUUUCCAAUCCGGACGCUUUUGGGGUCAAAAAGUUUCCGGACUUUGAUUGGACUGAUUUCCUGUGUGACUACGGACUAAUGACGAUGAGACCACGGCCAGCUGCUGUUGCUGCUGCAAUGGAUCGCGCGGAGGCCGGUAUGCUGCUGUCGAUUGGUGUCUGUAUUGUUGCUUCAUCGUGCGAAUAUUUGUAUCGAUAUGAGAGUGUGUGGAAGGUGUCUCCGUUUCGAAACGUCGUAUGGGUGGCCGUAUCGUCGGUACUGUUGUGCUUGCACAUUUUGCUUAGUUUUCUCCGCGCGGGACUUGUUGGCGCCGAUGGAAUCACGCUAUGGCAAUUUGUGAGCCAGUCAGUCCCUCGGAUGUUCUGGGUUCUAACGCUAGGCGUGUGGCCUCUCUUUAACAUUUGCGUUGACGAAGCGGUCAAGAUGCAUGACAAACGACACCUCGUGCGCUACAACAAGUUUCUCCGGAUGCAGUUUGACACGCGGCUUGGAAUGUGGAGCCCCAAAUAA
Peronospora matthiolae is the source of this 4488-nucleotide messenger RNA. The record is from the annotation of a GenBank genome assembly. NCBI's taxonomy places the organism in Eukaryota, Oomycota, Peronosporomycetes, Peronosporales, Peronosporaceae.